GUCCUCAUUAUGAAAUUAGUAUCGACCACCCCAAGUUUCGCAUCUUUCCGUUUAGGUCCUCUCUUCCUUUCUGCGCCCUACAGCAGCCCUAAUAUUCGUACUACUACAAUUAAGGUAACACCGCCACCGUCUCUCAAAGUCCACACCGGAGUCUCUCUACCAUGCUGCCUGCUUACUCCCCACGGCCAUGGUGAGCAGCGCCCGCUUCCAUGACCGCCUCAAAUGCUCUCACACGCCCCGCUCCACCAUUCCGUGAGCUACUGCCGCUGCCGCCUCCGCCGCAUCCUCCUCCUACUCGCCUGCCCCGCCCACCGCCGCCUGUUCACCGCCUCUGACCCCAGCCCCGACCCUUCCGAUCUCUGGAUAGCCAAGAUAGUCUCUACCAUCUUCCGCCUCGCCCCUACUCCCGCCGCGGCCGAAGCCCGCCUCUCCCCCCUUCGCCCAGUGCUAUCCCCCUCCGUCGUCCUCGCCGCCCUGCGUCGCCUCCGCGAUCCUCUAUCCGCCCUUGGACUCUUAUACCUUAGCCGCUCCGAUCUCGGCGUCGUCCACCUUCCCCAAGCUUUUACAUUCCUGAUCUCCUGCCUCUGCCGGUCCGGCCUCCAAGAUGACGCUUUGAAGUUGUUCGAUGAAAUGGCGAGCGAGGGCCACACUGUGGAUGGCUCCUUCGUGGAGUUUCUGGCUAAUUCCUGUAUCGAGGCCGGUAAAUUCGACCUUGCCACUGGUUUUCUUGCUGCAGUUUCCAAAUACGGAUACCGCUUGCAAGCCUACACCUUCAACAAGCUCCUAACUCUUUUAGUAAGGGAAGAACGAGUUAGUGAUGCCGUUCUUCUUCUGAGACAGCAUUUAGGCUUUCAGUUUCUAUCCAUUGAUACAUGUAGCUUCAAUAUACUCAUAAAGGGUCUUAGUAGAGUAGGUGACAUGGAUACUGCAUUAGAGGUUUUCAACCAGAUGCAGAGCUUUGGCUACGUGCCAGAUAUUAUUACCUAUAACAUUCUUAUUGAUGGGCUCUGUCGAGCCGAUCAGGUUGAUAAUGGACACAAGAUUUUGCAGAAAGUCCGAUCGGAUAGUGCAUCGGUGCCAAAUGUGGUCACAUACACAUCUGUCAUUUCUGGUUAUUGCAAAAUCGGCAAGAUGGAAGAGGCAUAUCAGGUUUUUGAUGAGAUGAUUGGUGCUGGAAUCAAACCUAGCAGGAUAACAUACAAUGUUCUUAUCAAUGGUUAUGGUAAGAUGGGGAAUAUGCCAUCUGCUAUUUCUUUGUAUGAGAGAAUGUUAGUUUGUGGUUGCCCUCCAGAUGUUGUUACUUUUACUUCAUUGAUUGAUGGGUAUUGCCGAAGUGGACUGCUCAAUGAUGCAAUGAAGCUCUGGGAUGAGAUGAAUCAGAGGGAACUAAAGCCUAACGCAUACACCUUUUCUGUUGUUAUACAUUGUUUGUGCAGGAAGAACAAGGUGGGUGAUGCCAGAAAUCUUCUGAAGGUACUGAAUGGCAGGAGAGAUGUUGUGCCACGAGCCUUCAUUUACAACCCUGUCAUUCAUGGGCUUUGUAAGGUCGGCAACAUAGACGAGGCCAAUUCAGUUCUACUAGAAAUGGAGGAAAGGAGUUGCACUCCAGACAAAUAUACUUACACUAUACUUAUCAUUGGACACUGCAUGAAGGGAAGAAUGUUUGAAGCCAUAGCCAUUUUCCAGAAAAUGGUUAAUUCAGGAUGUACUCCGGAUAGCAUAACAGUUGAUUCUUUAAUAUCAUGUCUUUUAAAGGCUGGGAUUCCCCAUGAAAUCAACAAGAUAAAGUCUUUUGCCUCUGGAAGGGGUUCAAAUUUUGAAAUACCAAAUCUUCAGGACAUUCAUUCAUCCAUUGGUAAAAACAUGGAUAUUUCAGUGGCUAUUUAAGUGAUAACGGUGUCUUCGGUGCUGAAAUGUUGAAAUACGAUGAUGAGGAUGAUCAUCACAGAGCAGGGGACCCUUUAAAGGUCACAAUUGACAGAACCAACUGAUCGAAUAAAAAAGUUAAACCACUCAUUGUGGUAUUCUAUGGUCACUGAUCUCUGCCGCCGUUUUCUCAAGAAAUGUAGAUUUUGACAGGUGUGGGAAGCACAUUGUUAUGAUCUGCAACUUCUUGUGUUUCUUUAGGAGCCUUGUGCCAUCACUUAAUUUCUGGGUAAUGUGAUUGCUGUGAUCCAUGAAUACUAUUGAGUUUCUGUCAAAUGGUUGAUUUGACACUCACGGGAGAUAAUAUGAACAAGAUCGGAGAAUACUAAAACAAGAUCUAUUCAACAUUAUAAGGUUUCAUUUUUUUUUUUCUCUCCUUAUACAAGUUGCAGUUGUUUAAAAUAAGUGUUUAGGUGAAAUUUCACUACUUAUGCUGCCUAUGUUUAAAAUUUUUGGUGCUGGCAUUUUCAUGCCAAAAAGAUAUGCAUUUUUCCAACUUUGUGGCUGCUUUUUUUCCGUGUCUGCACACAAGUGAUAUUGCAAAGAAUUGUUUGCUC
Messenger RNA from Zingiber officinale, 2483 nucleotides. Its product is annotated as pentatricopeptide repeat-containing protein At2g06000-like. Bases 223 to 1887 code for a protein of 554 amino acids. The transcript has a single exon. Gene Ontology annotation, molecular function: protein binding. The record is from RefSeq and is a predicted model, not a curated record. NCBI's taxonomy places the organism in Eukaryota, Viridiplantae, Streptophyta, Magnoliopsida, Zingiberales, Zingiberaceae.